AUGGAACAGAGCACACCACCCCCCUCGCCCCGAGUAAUCAUCAUCGGCGGCGCCAUAACAGGCCUCACGCUCGCGCGCUGCCUGGAGAAAGCCGGAAUCGACUACGUGCUGCUAGAAAAGCACAGCGAUAUCCUAACGAACCUCGGCGGAACCCUGGCGCUGCUUCCAGCGGGCUGCCGCGUGCUCGACCAACUAGGUGUAUUUGACCUUCUUGAGGAGUGUAGGAGCGACUUGCGCGGGCUGGUCACUGCGCUUCCGGACGGGUAUGUCUAUCGAAAGGAGACGUUUGGGUUGUUUGGGCCGAAGCUCGGCUACCCACUUACAUUACUCCGCCGAAGGGACCUCCUCCAUGCGCUCUAUACCUCGCUAGAGGAUAUGUCAAGGAUUCGGCUCGGCGCUAAGGUUGUGGACAUAGCCCCGCGAGUGGCGUCUGAGCCAGAUGGGCCGUUGUGUGUUACAACUGACUCUGGCGAGGUAUAUACGGGCGAUAUUGUCGUAGGCGCGGACGGGGUUCAUGGGGUCGUGCGCGAGCACAUGUGGCGUAUAGCUGGGCUCCAACAGACCCCUAGAGGAAAGGGGAACCAGGUACGGACGGAGAAAGGGGCAAUGACGGUGGACUACUACACGAUCCUGGGAGCCACGCCGGCGGCCGAGUCAAGGCUGACGGAGAUGAUCCAGCCGGGCGACAUGCACAUGCGGUGCGACAAGGGCGUACUCCUUACUUUAAUCGCGAAUUCAGACGGUUCGGUGAAUUGGUUUGUGGCAUUCAAGAUGGAUCGGACUCGUGUGUAUCCGGAUCUCCCGGAGAAACUCUCGCAGGAGGAAAUCAGGGCUACGCUGGAAGAGUAUGCGGAGUGGAAGGCGUGGGAUGGCGGUGCUGAUUCCAGCGACAUUACUUUGGGGGCCCUGUGGAGAGUGAGUCCGUGGGUGUCGGCAACGCACUUGCAAGAGGGACUCUUUGAUACCUGGUCUUCCGGACGCAUUACUUGUAUCGGUGACACUGUAUUCAAGUUCACGCCUAAUCUUGCACAGGGCGCGAAUCUGUGUAUCGAGUCGGCAGCUGCUCUCGCCAACGCUCUGUAUGGGAUGAAGUCCUCGGGCAAUGCAACAACCACAGCCAUCCACGAGGCGCUGACCCUAUAUCCAAAACCCCUACAAAGCAGGAUCAAGCAGCUUUGUCUAAUCUCAUACCACACGACGCGAGUCCACCUUCUGGAUUCGAGCUUCCUGUGGUACGUGGCCCGCUAUAUUCUACCCUAUGUCAUGGAACCUUGGGUCCAGUAUGGUGUUUUCCUGAGGGAGCAUGGGAUGGCGGUUAUGCUGGACUACCUGCCGCGCCCGGAUCGGGACAAGAGGGCUGCCGAGGAGCGGGCGAGGGGCUGGCGUAUGUGGAGGGUGGUUGGGAAUACUGCUCUUGGGAUGGUCUUGGGGAUUGGUGCGUUUUGUUCGUUCUGGUUACGGUAG
Aspergillus versicolor CBS 583.65 is the source of this 1464-nucleotide messenger RNA. RefSeq names its product FAD-dependent monooxygenase. Lineage: Eukaryota; Fungi; Ascomycota; Eurotiomycetes; Eurotiales; Aspergillaceae. The transcript is spliced from 3 exons. The record is from RefSeq and is a predicted model, not a curated record. The coding region runs from base 1 to 1464 and encodes 487 amino acids. Gene Ontology annotation, molecular function: FAD binding.